This is a messenger RNA of Acaromyces ingoldii, 576 nucleotides long. RefSeq lists its product as hypothetical. The transcript has a single exon. Bases 127 to 306 code for a protein of 59 amino acids. The record is from RefSeq and is a predicted model, not a curated record. Lineage: Eukaryota; Fungi; Basidiomycota; Exobasidiomycetes; Exobasidiales; Cryptobasidiaceae.
CCACGGCACUCCAUGCUGGACAGGUUGCGGCCAUAUUAGGACCUACUCCGCCAUGAAUGAGGGAGGUUACCGAUGGUGGAGGGAGCAACUCAAAACCAUGAUAGCAGAUGACCAAAGGCACGAGCUAUGGACCACUCCGACGAGAGCAAAGCUGCGGCCAAGGAUCCGAAAGUGGUCCCUCACGUAAUCUCGGCGUCGUCAACUUUACUCCCCAUUUGGCGCCCUGGUGGCACCCGGCUUUCUGACGCUUCGAUAGACGACCGCAUUGAUCAGAUUCAGCGACGCGCAAGUGAUCCAGGCCGCUGACGGGGCUUUGCCCGGAGCGUGUACUCUACUGAACGGAGCAAGUAAGCGAGCGCACGGUUCCGACAGCGACGGCGACAGGCUACUAGUGAACGCAUUUCCGGGCCCGUUCAGCACAGAGGUAUGCCCGCUCCCGUCCCUCGUCCAUUCGUUGCAGAUAGAGCUGCAAGAUAGGGGCGGCGGACGAGCAGUUGAAGUAAUCUGUACCGAGAAAUCAGACGGGCAAACGAUAGAGAUCUGUCCUUUCUCCUUCCGUCAGCCCCGCGCUGUAAU